UUCUGCCUAAAAUGUUUGGCUCGUCAAGAUCUGGGGGCCUACGCGGAGGUCAGGACCAGUUCAACUGGGACGACGUGAAAGUCGAUAAACACAGAGAGAAUUAUCUGGGAAACUCCUUGAUGGCACCGGUUGGAAGAUGGCAAAAAGGUAAAGAUCUGACGUGGUACGCAAAAGACAAAAAAACUGGCAAACCGUUAUCCAAAGAGGACGAGCUUGCUGCUGUGAAAGCAGCAGAAGAGGAAGCACUGAUGGCUGCGCUAGGUCACAAAGUUAUAAAGAGACAACCAACUGGUCUUACCAAAGAGGAUCUUGUAGAGGUUUGUAGAAGGGAAGAGGCAGACGGUGAAGAGAGGAGCGUGGAUCGUAUAUCAGGCUUGGGAAGCUCCAGUGUGGGGUCACGGAAGAUGUUGCUGUCCCAAAAAGAGAAAGAAGCGGCUAAAAUGGGUCUGCCGAUUUUUACACACCACAAGACUGAAGGUCAUCAAGAAACAUCUGCAACAAAAACAUCUGAGAGCGUUGAAAAAUCAGAAGAGACAGAAAAAGGUUUGCAUGAGAGCAAAAAGAAAAAGAAAGAAAAAAAGAACAAAAAGGAAAAGAAGAAGAAAGAAAAAAAGAAGAAAAGGAAAAGACGAGAUUCGUCAACCUCCGAGUCCUCAUCAUCGGAUGAUAACAGGAAAAGACACAGAAAGGACCACCAUCAUCAUAAUCCAUCAUACCAUAGUCAGAGUGGAGCCAGACCCCAUGACAGCCAUUCAAGGGAGGGAGCAAAGGCCGAGCGACAGCCGUCCCGCCCCCGUCAUCGACGGCAGAGGCACGAUACAGACUCUUCUGAUGGGGGGUCUCCAGCCCGCAGUAACUCUGCCUUCCACAAGAAGGCCCCCGCUGGUGCCACACAAAGUCACAGGAGACGCCACGACACAGACUCGGACGACUAAUGUCGCUCGCUCCCCCACCAAAACCAGUAUAGUGCAAACACAGCUUUUUAGGACCUCCUGGAUCAUGGUCAGCCAGGAAUACUGUGAUGCUUCUUACGUUAUGCUUUAUGUAAUACCACUAGUUCCCCAUGUGAGAAAGAUGAGCUUGGUGUUUCUAUUUAAUUUUGGUGAUGAGUCCAUCUUGUUUCCGAAGCAGUUUUGUCAUUAAAUUCACAACUGUAUUUGUUUUGCUUGUUUGUCCAAAACCUUUUUGGCUUUGAUUUUCCAAAGAAUUCCUGAGGCAAAAUUUCAUCUUUUUAUGUUUUAUAAUUUUUUCUAACAUACAUUAGUUGACACUUUUUCCUUCUCAUUGAAACAUAGUAUUGUAAUGUGGACACAGUUUUAAUUUAAUAAAUUAUGAAGCAUAUUGUAUUGAGAUAUAAUUAAUAAACCAGUUUU
This is a messenger RNA of Poeciliopsis prolifica (blackstripe livebearer), 1373 nucleotides long. RefSeq names its product chromosome unknown C1orf35 homolog (gene cunh1orf35). Bases 12 to 935 code for a protein of 307 amino acids. The transcript is spliced from 8 exons. Lineage: Eukaryota; Metazoa; Chordata; Actinopteri; Cyprinodontiformes; Poeciliidae. The record is from RefSeq and is a predicted model, not a curated record.